Molecule: messenger RNA, 3944 nt
Organism: Oncorhynchus mykiss (rainbow trout)
Lineage: Eukaryota; Metazoa; Chordata; Actinopteri; Salmoniformes; Salmonidae
Product: zinc finger protein Gfi-1
Biological process (GO): regulation of transcription by RNA polymerase II
Molecular function (GO): DNA-binding transcription factor activity, RNA polymerase II-specific; RNA polymerase II cis-regulatory region sequence-specific DNA binding
Source: RefSeq, a predicted model, not a curated record
CCUUUCAAUUGGACAACAACGCAUUAGAUCCUUCAGCGGCACUGGACCCGGGUUGUUGUGACAAGUCUGAGGAGCUUUCAUUACGCUUGAACUCCGGGAUAAGACUGCAACACCGCAUCCCAGGAACAGAGGUGCAGAUUGCUAUUGGAUCUGGAUGGCCAGUGAUUUUGGAUAUUAGCAGAGACCGAACAAGGAGAGUGAAAAUGCCUCGGUCCUUCUUGGUGAAGAGUAAGAAGGCGCACAGCUACCACAAGCCUCGGUCCUUAGAAGAUGACUACAGUAGACUUGAUACUAUCUUAGCUCAUAUAUGUGCAGAGAAUAGUAACAUUCUAGAUGACUCGGAUGCCUGGACAGGAGGCGAUGCCAUCCGCGGGUUCUCCCCAGACUCUCACCUAGUGGACACGGCUGACUUCUCCUCCAAGUCCACACUCAGCUGUGGGGACAGUGUGUGCAGUCCAGCUUCAGUUUAUGAAGACUUCUGGCGGCCUCCAUCGCCUUCAGCAUCACCAGUAGAUUCAGAGAAAUCCCUGUCUCCCACGGUGGACGAGACACAACCCUUCCCCGUUGUUCCCUUCCGGCCCUAUGCGUGGAACAGUUACUCUGGUUCGGACAUCCGUCACCUGGUCCAGCAGAGUCUCCAUCACCAGCACCACCACCCCAUGGACUUGAAGAGAAGCCCGGAGGUAGGGUACUACAGCGACCGGGCCAUUGAAACAACCCUCUUUAACAGAAGUCCGGUAGCAGAAAAUGACAGUGAUUACCGGUCCGCUGCCGGUCUGUUCGAGAGAGCCGCCGCCCCCGGGGUAGGGUUGUACUCUGAAGGGAACCUGUACGGGAAAAGCCCAGAAAUCAAGGCUGUGUCUGACUUACCCUGCUCACGGUUCAUUCUGAAUGGUACCUACAAGUGCAUCAAAUGCAGUAAGGCGUUUUCGACUCCCCAUGGGUUGGAGGUCCACGUUCGCAGAUCACACAGUGGCACGAGGCCCUACGCUUGUGAUAUCUGUGGCAAAACCUUCGGACAUGCUGUCAGCCUCGAGCAACAUAAAGCUGUGCACUCUCAGGAAAGAAGCUUUGAUUGCAAAAUAUGCGGUAAAAGCUUCAAAAGGUCGUCGACUCUCUCCACGCAUCUCCUCAUCCACUCUGAUACACGGCCUUACCCAUGCCAGCAUUGCGGGAAGAGGUUCCACCAGAAAUCAGACAUGAAGAAACAUACAUUCAUCCACACAGGUGAGAAGCCGCACAAAUGCCAAGUGUGUGGGAAAGCGUUCAGCCAGAGCUCCAACCUCAUAACGCACAGCCGGAAACACACGGGCUUCAAACCAUUCGGAUGUGACCUCUGCAGCAAGGGAUUCCAGAGAAAAGUCGACUUAAGAAGACACAAAGAGUCACAACAUGGACUAAAACCCUCAAACUAAAAUCAAAUAAAAGAAUGGACACCAAACACUAUAAAACAAAACACUUGUUUUGGAAACCAGAAAUAAGCUACUGUAGCUAUCCAUUCCUCAAAGAUUUCAGACUGUGAUUUACUGGUGGAGAGUUAUAGAGGCUUUUGUGCAGUGUAGGUUUAGACAAAACCGGGUUGAACUAGGGAGGGACACUAUCUGAACCCAAAAUAUUUGUACAAAAUAACCAGAUAGGUAAUAACCCCAAAUAAAGCGCGUUAACAAAAACAACAGACGACCAAUUUCCAACGGACAAUUGGGAAAAUAGACCUUGUCUAAAGAAUGACAGACACUUUGUUUAGUUGGACGCCAUGGAUGCUGGCAUAACAGUCACUACAAUAAGGCUAUGUGAUUUAAUAAACAAUGGUUGUGUAUUUAUUUUGAAAACAAUGUUAUUUUCAUUUUUUUCUUAGAAUUCAAAUAGCACAUUUGUAUUUUAUAUUAAGAAUAUCAACUAUACGGUAUAUCCAGGUGUCAUUUACUACAAUGUCAAACCUUAUUUAUUAAUCAGAUUAUCGUUUAAAUCAAAUAUAAAAACUGCAAUCCAACAGAUUUCGAAAGGUUUUUGUUUCGUUUCUAUGUAGCCUACUGCAUUAUGCUCCAAGCUGCAAAAUCCCGCAAGGCCCAUCUGAAUUAUUUGAAGGACAACCAACGCAAAUAUUCAGAAUUUAUUUUUUUAUUCUAACUCAGCUUAUCUGGAUUCGUUGUAGUAGGCUAGUCUAGACUAUUGGUCCAACUAACAUUGUUACAUUUUAUAGACAGAAUAAACCCCCUUGAAAUGUGUCUUGGAGGGGGACCUGUGAUGAUGUUAAUUUGAGGCAAUUCAUUUUCGUUGAAUUUAAUAGUUUAAUCCUUUAUUAUUAUUAUUAUUAGGGAUAUAUUCAUUCUGUAACGCCGAAGCGUUACAGAUUCAGCGAUAGAAAUGUCAAGUUAAUUUAAAUCAUGCUGUAAAGCUGAACCUCCGCGAUGCGGAUGGAAUAGUAUACUAUAUUUCCACUGUGUGGAUAGUGAUUGUCCUCGUGGUUAACCUUCAGUGAUUUUUCAUAGAAAACAUGUCUCUCCUGUAUUCAUUGAGGGGUAUAAUAUUAACCGAAAAACUUGGCUGAGCACAAAUUGAUAUGAAGUCUCUUAAAACAUACACGAAAAAGCACCUACAGCGGCUUGGUGUAUUCUCCACUCCAUGUAAUAGGUCUGUAUAAAGUGCUUUCUUGCCGUUGGCUUUUUUACUGGAAAUCUGAGAGGUGACCACAAAUUAAGUCGAGUAUCACAAGGAAAGUCUUCAAGUGCCUUCCAACUGGUAGGUUUAUGUUCCCCCAUUAUUAAUUAAUCAAACCAGGUUGUGUUUUCUUCUCGUUUUUAUCUGAACCACCCAGAAGGGCAGUUUUCUAAAGCCAUAGAGUUGAUUGCUUAAUCAUCUAUCUAUCAAAUAAUUUCGUUUAGAAUGAAGAAUUAGAUGCUUAAAAUAUUCGGUUAACUUAUAUAGAAUUUUAAAAUGACAUCCACGAGUAAAUGUAGCUUUUCGUCAUGGUGAAAUAAAUAAAAUAUAAUUUUAUGUGGAAAAACACAUAGGGAAUAGAAACCCAAUUCCACCAUUACCUAGGCUACAGGAUGCUGCUGCGUUUCAUCAGACUUAAGCUCCUAGAAACAUUUGGUUUGUUUUUACCAAGGCAGUAAGGAGUUAUUUGUUUAGACCUCAAACGUUGCCUGAGCAUAUUACACGUUAACAAAAUGGUAUGUAACUUUGGCCACUCCGUAUAAAGCUCAAGUUGGAAACAGGACCGGACAGGAUUGAUUUCCGCAGGUGUAACUAAAGACCCAUCAAAAAGCGUCACAUAGCAUGGCUGGAGGGCAUCGACUGUACACCACCUCUGCCCGAAACACAGCUUGUAAGCGCAAGAGCAGGAAAUGGGGACACAGGUGUAUGUGUGGGCUACUAUUAUCCCUUCCAUUGAGAACAAUACUCAUUAAUUUAUUCAAACAUUUGUAAUGAGCAAUUUGCUAACAUAGAAAUAGGGCAGCUAUAAAAUGAGAGAAUGAACAGCAACAAGAAACUAAACAACUAUACAAGUUACCCGGUUAUAUAAAAUAGAAAGUUAAUCAUAAUCAUGAACUUUAAAAAUAAACCUUCAAUGUAUAUUUACAUUCCUUUAUAGCUAAUGUUCCUAUAGGCCUGACAAACUGUAUAUAUACUCUACAUUUCAAAAGUUUGGGGUCACUUAGAAAUGUCUUUUUUUUUUAAGUGACAUUUUUUGUCCAUUAAAAUAACAUCAAAUAUAUCAGAAAUACAGUGUAGACAUUGUUAAUGUUGUAAAUUACUAUUGCAGCUGGAAACUGCAGAUCUUUAAUGGAAUAUGUACAUAGGCAUACAGGGGCCCAUUAUCAGCAACCAUCACUACUGUUUUCCAAUGGCUUGUUGUGCUAGCAUUUGAAAAGGCUAAUUGAUCAUUAGAAAACCCUUUUGCAAUUAUGUUAGCACAGCUGAAAACUGUUGUUCUGAUUAAA